Molecule: messenger RNA, 3088 nt
Organism: Zophobas morio
Lineage: Eukaryota; Metazoa; Arthropoda; Insecta; Coleoptera; Tenebrionidae
Gene: Lrch
Product: leucine-rich repeat and calponin homology domain-containing protein
Exons: 8
Coding region: 132-2246 (704 amino acids)
Molecular function (GO): protein binding
Source: RefSeq, a predicted model, not a curated record
GCGCCCUCUCCCUCACGCAAACGACACAAACACCUCGCCCUUGCUCUCAUGAUGUCGUGAGAGGAAACUCAGUGAAAAGUUCGGGAAAACUUCGGAAAAGUGUUUCUGUGGCGCCGCUUUUGCCAUGCAUCAUGGCAAUGCUAGUUCAAAACAUAAACGGACACAUCCAGAACCAGUUAACUCGCUCGCUCGAGAAAAUCCUCGACGAUGCGAACCAAAGUGGUGAACUGAAACUGAGCAACCGAAAACUCAAAGAUUUCCCGAAAACCAGCGAAAAGUACAACUUGCGUGAUACAGUAAUAGCAGACUUGUCGAAGAAUCGCUUCAGCGAGCUUCCCGAAGAAGUAACGACGUUCCAUUUUUUAGAAAGACUUCAUUGUUAUCACAACGCCAUCCGGUACAUCCCUGAUAGUAUAGUGAAUCUGCAAUGUCUGAUAUACGUGGACUUGAGCCGGAAUCAAUUGAACGCACUUCCACGAGAGCUGUGCCAACUUCCGAUUAAAAUCCUCUUAGUCUCCAACAACAACCUGACCCAGUUACCCGACGAACUGAACCGCAUGUCCCAGCUGACCGAACUGGACGCCUCGUGCAACCAACUCACCCAUCUACCACCCCGGAUGGGUGACCUCCGCUCGCUCCAAUCGCUAGUCCUGCGAAACAACCUCCUACUGGCCGUACCCAUCGAAGUGACCUUCUUGAAGCUGGCGAGGCUGGACCUCCGCGCGAACAGGAUCGGGACGCUGCCCAUCGAAAUCCGGGACAUGGGCACCCUGAUCGACCUGCUGGUGGAGGACAACCCGCUGACCAGCCCCCCGGCGAGUUUGUGCAGGAGGGGGCGGGUGCACAUCUUCAAGUACUUGGACAACGAGGCGGUGCGGCUGGACCGGAAGACGGGCGGCGGCGGCGGCACGCUGGGGAGGAGGUCGAGGAAAAGCGGCACGGGGUCGUCUCCUGGGCCGCCUCUUUUGGUCGACAGGUUGAAGCACAAGCGACAGAACGUGGAUAGCGGGUAUAGUACGAGUAGCGACGGGUUCGAGAAGCGGUGGAGUCAGGAUCUGGAGGAGAAGAGUUGGACGUCGACGCCGCUGUUGACGCGGACGGAGACGAACGGGACGCAGUCGAUUCUGUCGACGCCGUCGACGGCGUCGCCGGCGCCGGAAAUCUGCAACGAGGAGGAGUUGGAAGGCGGUGCCAAGGAGAGUUAUAGGCUGAGUCCGUGCACGGACGGAUACGGGAACUAUAACGGAAACAACGAAGCUGAGGAGAAGACGACGAAGCCUCUGCACCAAAUACAAACGUACAAGGAAUACAAAGACGCCUUGAAACAACAACGGGCCCACGACGUACCUGCCAUAUACCGAACGAAGAACCCCGACGACCAAACGACGUACAAAACCGAGCCGAACACGCCGACCCACCACGCGUCGACGACGUCGCACAGCUCCCUCGCCACCUCCAAGUCCGACCCGACGCCGCUGAAUUCGGCGCUGAGCGGCGCCAAGUACGUCUUCGACGACACGAAGAAGGCGUCACCCACGUCCUCCCCGUACAAGUCCCCGACGAACUACUCGCCGCAGCACAACGGCAACACCGAAACCAACAAGAACAAGUACAUCCAGGACUACGUUAAACCGAAGUCGCCGGUUAAGGGAAAAACGGGGAUUUUGUCGCACGACAACGUCCCGCCGUGCAAUAACGCGAACGUUAAUAACGUCAACGGGAUGGCGGGGAGGAGGGUGUAUAUGAACGGGGCGAACGACAACAAGGGGAUGAACGGGGUUAAAGGGAAUAGGACGAUUAGCUGGAACAAGGACGUGCCGGUGGAGAAGAUGUCGUUCACGAUGAGGAGAGAGAUCGACAAGGCGCGGGAGGAAACGGAUUUGAUCAACCAGCUGAGAAACAUUAUCGAGAGCAGGUUGAAGAUGACGUUACCGGAGGACCUGGCGCCGGCGCUGACGGACGGCGUGGUGCUGUGCCACCUGGCCAAUCAUAUCAAGCCUAGGUCGGUGGCGAGCAUUCACGUGCCUUCGCCCGCUGUGCCAAAACUGACCAUGGCACGCUGCCGCCGCAACGUGGACAACUUCAUCGAAGCCUGUCGGAAGAUCGGCGUCGACGAGAACCUCCUCUGCUGCGCCGCCGACGUCCUGGAAGGAAGAGGCCUAGUUCAAAUUGCAAUAACCGUGACCGAAUUACUAAGAUUUCAUUGUCCCAAAUCCCCCCUGCACUCCAUUUCCACUGUAAUUUAAGCGCAUUUUGCAAUAUUUUGCUCGCAUAUUUACUCGAAUUAUUUUUUUACUUUUAUUUUUCUUAUUCUCUCUACUCUAGCGCGUAUUUACACAUUUCGUACUUAACUUAGUUAAGAUUAGCCACGUAAGCGGCGGCCGUUUAGUCCGCGGCCGCCACCUAGUAUCCACGAUCAAAUUCUAAAGAGUUGGAGGUUGACGUUGAUCUCAGAAUCGGUUUUCCAAAGAGAGCGGCCUUCGACGGUUUUCGCCUUUUUCCGUUGCUCAAUCGCUUGUGUUUUUUUGCUACGUUAGAUGACAAUAAGUUAAUCAAAAUCUCGUCUGGUCCUGGUGUUGCGAAUCAAAACGGCCGAAACGCGUCGCGGGAUUGUUGUGAUUUGACCAUUCCAUAGAAAUUGCCUAGAACCGAAAUUCGUGCCGAUAGGGCACGGUUGUAAUCAAAAUGGCGCUGGUACCAGACUGCUAGGUUAAUAUUUGUGCCAAAGAUUUUUGGGGAGACAGUUUAAUAGUCAAUUUAUGAAAUUCUUGCUGUCAUUGUGAGAAACGUUGUCGUUUUUUCGGUGUUCUUUUCGAGUUCGGUGAAGUAUGAACCGGGAUACUGCCGGGCGAAGAGCCUAUAUGUAUAUAUGCAAGUAAGGAUGUAUUCAUAUAUUUAUAGGGUAAAUUAUUAUCUAGGUUGUAAGUAAUUCGGUAAGAAUCAGGCAAUAUAAGACGAACUGUGCGAAAGACUGGGUACUUAUCGAAGAAAUGACAUUGCGUUUUUAGAAAUUUAAACUCAUAUUUAAGGCGCACAGUUUAUUGAAUUGUGUAUCUAGUCAGUCAAUAAAAAUAUUUUUUACUUCUUA